This is a messenger RNA of Penicillium chermesinum, 384 nucleotides long. RefSeq lists its product as uncharacterized. NCBI's taxonomy places the organism in Eukaryota, Fungi, Ascomycota, Eurotiomycetes, Eurotiales, Aspergillaceae. The transcript has a single exon. Bases 1 to 384 code for a protein of 127 amino acids. The record is from RefSeq and is a predicted model, not a curated record.
AUGAAACUCUUCGCAGUCUGCACUACUGCAAUUGCAACACUUUGUUUCCCCGCUCUGAUAGCGGCAUCUCCUCUCACUGUCGAGUCGCCGAAUCCAAAUUCACAUACCUGGAGUUUCAAGCUCUUCCCGAGCAGACAUUGUAAAGGAGUUGCGACGACCUACCAGGGACGUGGCUCGACAGGUUGCCGCGCAGAUAUCCCCAAGGGGGUGGCAGCUGGCUAUAUGAGUCUGGGAGUCGACCCCAAGUGCACCAUCGCGCUCUAUAGAGACGCCACGUGCUCGACGGGCAAGAAAGGCAUCGACUUGCAUAAGGCAUCUCAAAAGUGCAAGAGAGUCAAAGGAAUCAAACAUAAUAUGCGGAGCUUCGAGGUGACCUGCUCUUGA